AUUUAACACGUAUUUGAAUGGACAGUUAAUGUGACACGUUUCAACCUUAAUAAUACACAAAGUGAAGUGGAAAAAAAAUGCAUUUUUUAAGAAAUUUAAUAAUAUUAUUAAUCUUAUUUUUAGCAGUGGAAGUAAAUGCAUAUCGAAUUUUGGGUAUUUUUCCCAUUGCAUUUAGAAGUCAUAAUAUAUUUUUUCAAGCAUUAAUGAAAGUUUUAGCAAAAAGUGGACAUCAAGUUGAUGUUAUUUCUCAUUAUGAAUUUCCAAAACCAGUGGAUAAUUUAACGACAAUUGUCAAUUUGUCCGAAGUGGAUUUUCCAUUUCCACCAAAUGUAUUUGAAAAUCUUGACGAUUGUCUACUAAUUUUUGAAGAUGCAAUAAAAAUUCUCAGCGUAGAUUAUGGAACUAAUUUGUGUAAACUUAUGGAUUAUCCAAAAAUAAAAGAUAUUAUUAUGAAUCCACCAAAUGAUCCACCUUACGAUGCUGUUAUUGUGGAGGGUUGGGCACUGAGUUGUUUUUACGGUAUUGGAUAUCUUUGGAAUAUACCAACAAUAACUGCUACGCCUAGUUUAGAAUUUCCAUGGAUUAGUAGACAAAUUGGUAAUCCAUUAUCGACAGCUUUCUUUCCAAAUUUUCUAAUGCCAAAAGCAAAAGUAGAAACAUUUACGGAUCGUUUGCAAAAUACAGUCACGAGUAAUUUACUUAUGUAUAAAUUUUUCUUCUAUACCGAUGAACCACAAACAAAAUUGAUGCGAGAAAUUUUGAGUCCUGACAUGCCAACAGUUAGAGAAAUUGAAAGAACAGUAGCAUUGAGUAUAGUGAAUACUCAUUUCACUGUUCAAGGAAUUAGACCUUUGACACCGGCUUUCAUUGAAGUGGGAGGUUUACAUAUUGAAGAAGACGAUUCUUCCAUGUCAAAAAACCUACAGCAAUGGAUGGAUGAGAGUAAAGCUGGUGUGAUUUAUAUGUCCUUUGGAUCAAUCGUAUUUUUGGAAUCGUUGUCAAAAGAAAAACUUGUUGCACUUUAUGCAUCAUUUUCAAAAAUUGCACCAAUUCGAGUGAUAUUGAAAGCGAAAAAGGGAAAAAAAUUUCCACCUGGACUUCCAAAGAAUGUUAAAACAAUGGAAUGGGUACCACAGAUACCACUACUGAGACACAAUAAUACACGUGCAUUUAUAACACAUGGUGGUGUGCAUAGUAUACAAGAAGCUAUAUACUACGGUGUUCCUGUAAUUGGUGUACCAUACGUUUAUGAUCAAGAUGCAAAUAUAGAUAUAUUAAUAACUAAAAAAAUGGCAUACCACGUUAAUCAUGAAGAAAUUAGUGAAAAAGUCAUGGACAAGGCACUGAAUGAAAUUCUAUACAAUCCAAUGUAUAGGGAAGCUGCAAAAAAUUUGUCACGCAUUUUUAAAGACCGACCGGUAAAGCCAAAAAAAGCGGCAUCCUUUUGGGUGGAAUAUAUUAUAAGAAAUGGAGCCGAAUCAUUAAGAUCACCUGCUGUAAAUAUGUACUGGUGGCAAGUUGAAUUACUUGAUGUCUAUGGAUUUUUAUUACUUUUCCUAAUAUUAAUUCUUUAUACAAUUAAAGUUAUUAUAAAAUUAAUUCUUCAAAUAUGCUUCAAGAGGAACGUCAAGUCAGAUUUAAAGAGAGAUAAAAAAAUGAAUUGGAUUAGAAAAUUUAUUACAAUAUUCUUGUUAUUUUUUUUAAUAAAAAUUAAAGCUUAUAGAAUUUUAGGUGUAUUUCCAUUGGCAUUCAAAAGUCAUAAUAUUUUUUUUCUGUCAGUUAUGAAUGGUUUAGCAAAAAAUGGACAUCAAGUUGAUGUUAUAUCAUACUAUGAACAUAAAAAUCCACACACGAAUUAUAAAACAAUUAUUAAUUUGAAUAAUCUCACUUACGAUCAUCCUAAAGUUAAUUUUAAUAGUAUUGAAGAACCUAUUGCAAUUGUUGCCGAUAUUGUAUUAUUUUCAAAAGAUUAUUAUGGUCUCAAUGUUUGUAAUUUAAUGUCAAAUAAAAAAUUUCAAGAAUUUUUUCAAAAUCCUCCUAAAAAUCCAUCAUACGACAUUGUUAUCACAGAGGGCCUAGCAACGAAUUGCUACUAUGGUCUUGGACCAUUGCUAAAUGUACCAAUAGUAGCUCUUUCAGCAUGUUUAGAAUUAUCACCAGAAUCAAGAAUAAUUGGCAAUCCAAAAUCAACAGCAUUUUAUCCAUCGCUUUAUUUAAAGAAAUUUGAAGUAAAAACAUUUUGGGAUCGAAUGGAAAAUACAUUAAAAUCAUCAAUAAAUGCCUAUAGAUAUGAGGCAUAUACUAAUAAUCAAUCACCAGCAAUGAAAAAAUAUUUAGGUCCAAAUAUACCGACAGUGAGAGAAGUGGAAAAAAUGGUAUCGUUAUUUAUUAUAAAUACUUUUCACACUUUACAAGGUGUAAGACCGAAAAUUCCAGCAUUCAUUGAAGUUGGAGGAUUACACAUUGAGGACGAUGAAUCUAGUUUGACACCAAAUCUAAAACAAUGGAUGGAUGAAAGUACACACGGAGUAGUAUUGUUUUCAUUUGGUACAUUAGUAUCAAUUGAAGCACUUCCCAUUAAUGUGCUUUCUUCAAUUAUUUCCAUUUUCGCAAAACUUGCACCAAUGAGAGUGUUAAUAAAAACAAAACAAGACUCGAAAUUUCCAAUUAAACUUCCAAAUAAUGUGAUCGCCAUGACAUGGAUUCCACAAAUUCCUAUUCUAAGACAUCCUAAUACACGGGUGUUUAUUUCACAUGGUGGCAUUCACAGUAUUAUGGAAGCUGUCUAUUUUGGCAUUCCUGUUAUUGGAACACCUUUAUUUUUCGAUCAAAUACAAAAUAUUGAAAUGCUUGUCACUAAAAAUAUGUGUAUUCGAAUAAAUUAUGAAGAAAUCUCAGGAUAUACUAUAGACAAAGCACUUCAAGAAAUAUUAAGCAACUCAAAUUACAGAAAAGCAGCAAAAUAUCAGUCACAAAUUUUUCGCGAUCGUCAAUUGAGUCCAAUAGAUACAACAACCUAUUGGAUAGAGUAUAUCAUAAAAAAUGGAGCACAUUCGUUACGAUCACCAGCAGCCGACAUAGAUUGGUGGCAAAUGGAUCAACUUGAUGUCUAUGGAUUUUUAUUAUUUUGCAUCACAUUAAUCUUUAUUUUAAUAAUAAUCAUUGUUAAAAAUCUGUUAAAACUUUGCUUGAAAAUGAACACCAAAUCGUCAUUAAAAAAAGAAUAAUAGUAAUCCAUUAAUUUUAAAUUGUGAUUUUCAAUUUUUUUAUCAUGUCACAUAACUGUAUUAUAUCGUCACAUUAGUAUAAAAUUAAACUCACUUUAAUAUGGAGAA
This is a messenger RNA of Leptopilina boulardi, 3335 nucleotides long. RefSeq lists its product as uncharacterized. NCBI's taxonomy places the organism in Eukaryota, Metazoa, Arthropoda, Insecta, Hymenoptera, Figitidae. Bases 78 to 3227 code for a protein of 1049 amino acids. Gene Ontology annotation, molecular function: UDP-glycosyltransferase activity. The transcript is spliced from 10 exons. The record is from RefSeq and is a predicted model, not a curated record.